AUGAAUACUACCACUACUCCGACUAUUACUACUACUACUACUACUACUACUCCGACUACUACUACUACUACUACUACUACUACUACUACUACACUGACUACUACUCUGACUACAGACAAAAAGAAUACACGUGAUCACUUAAUGAGUACACUACGUUACAAUCUUUAUUUUAUAGGGAAUAUUUUAAAUAAAAUGUUACCAAUGGAAUUAUACUACUCAUAUAAACUACUCACUGAUUUAAUUGAUUAUACUAUUGGAUUAUUAAUAGAAAAAUUGAUUUUCAAUUUAAAUGAAAAACAUAGAAAUGUUGAAUUGAAUAAACAUAUUGUGGAUUUAUUGAAAUGGACACCUUUAACUCAUGAUAUGCUUUAUGAGUCGAAUGACAAGAAUUUGAACAAUACUACUAAUACUACUACUAAAACAACUACUACUGAUAAUAAUAAUCAUUUUUACAACAUUUAUCAUCCUCAACCAACUCUACUAAUGCAAAAUCUGUUACAUCAGUCAAAUUAUUGUCUAGGCAAACAGACACCAAUUUAUGAGAAUGAUGUUCCAAUCGAUUUAACUAGACAUUCUUUAUCAUCAUAUUCAAAUGGUUUUGAUCAAUUGGGUAAAACAAAUAUUACCAACCAUUAUGAGAAGUGCAGUGAUCCGCAGAAAAGAAAUGAAUAUGAAUGUGUCGAGAACGAUGAGGCUGUCAUGAAUACAACUUACACUGAGUAUAAUGAGCCGAGAGACAAAUUUAAUCCAUUUACGCAUACUACUGAUAUAGAGUUUGUGAGUAGGCAAAAACAAUUAUCAACAUUUUGUGGAAAUUCACAAUCAACCAAUAAAGAAUUAUGUCAAACUUACGAGAAUUAUCACGAUAAAAAAUAUUCAACUACAUUAUUACAUUCAAAAGUAUCUAAUCAUAAUAAUGACAAUUAUAAUGAUGAUAAUCAUAAUCAUCAUAAUAUUAACACAUGUCAAUUUAUGAUAAAACAAAUUCUUCAAUCACAAGAUCAUCAUCAUCAUCAUUCAUCAUUAUCUAUGAUAAGAAAUGAUGAUGAACAACUACCAGAAACAGCUAUACAACAUUCAACACCAACUAAACAAUCUCCUCAUCCUAUCGAUAAAAAUUAUAAUGACGAAUGGGAUGAAUCGGGGGCACCUUCUUUUUCUUUAAAAAAGAUAUCAACUACUGAACCAUUUGAAAGUAGUAUACAUUUAACAUUUACAAAAAAUACAGCACCUGCAUAUCAGCCACCACAGCUACAGCAGCCACAGCAGCCACAGCAGCAGCAGCAAACUGAUAAUCAUCAUCAUCAUCAUCAUCAUCAUGUUCAUAUGUGUAGUAGUAAGAAGUCGGAACAAGUUAAUAAUAGUAACAAUUCUGAUAAUGCAAAGAAUACUACAUCAAAAUGUUAUCAUCAUUGUAUUGAUUGUCAUAAAUGUCUGGAAGAUAAACGACAACAAAAUUGUUCAACAUGUAAUUUAAGUUUUUCUCAACCGGUAGAUUUUGUAUUACAUAUUCAAGAGGUUCAUCUUGGAUUAAAAUUAACAAACGAUGAGAAUAGUUUCACGAAACCAUCACGUGAAUGUCAACAAUCCAGUAAGCAUCGUACUUGCAAAUCGUCGAAAUCAUGUGGAAAUGUCAGCAGUAAUAACAACAGCAAUAAUAAUAAUCAUAACAGUAGCGCUAAUGAUAGUAGCAGUAAUCAUAUUGAUCCUGUCUCCGGUGACAAUGAUGCUCAUGGAGGAAAUCAUCCAGUAAAGAAUAACAGAGAUGCUACUAGUAAUAAUAAUAAUAAUAAUAAUAAUAAAAACAGCAACAAUACUACCGCUACUAACACUACUAAUACUACUAAUAACCAUAAGCCAACUACUUUAUCAACAAAAUUACCAUUGAAUUCAAGAAAGCGAUCUCACAGAUCAAUCAGUGCCACGGAAUAA
Molecule: messenger RNA, 1932 nt
Organism: Schistosoma turkestanicum
Lineage: Eukaryota; Metazoa; Platyhelminthes; Trematoda; Strigeidida; Schistosomatidae
Source: the annotation of a GenBank genome assembly